Molecule: messenger RNA, 2320 nt
Organism: Neoarius graeffei (lesser salmon catfish)
Lineage: Eukaryota; Metazoa; Chordata; Actinopteri; Siluriformes; Ariidae
Gene: irf2bp2b
Product: interferon regulatory factor 2 binding protein 2b
Exons: 2
Coding region: 246-1805 (519 amino acids)
Biological process (GO): regulation of transcription by RNA polymerase II
Cellular component (GO): nucleus
Molecular function (GO): transcription corepressor activity
Source: RefSeq, a predicted model, not a curated record
CGUCACCGCGCCACACAGAGCUGGCUGAGUAGUAGUGCGCGAGAUAGAUAGAAGCGCGCUGCCGUAAAGCACGCACUGCCAUGAACUUCGGAGUGUAAACUUCGCUGCUUCUGUCGCGAUCGAUUUUUUUUUCUGCUUUUUAACAGAACUAAAACAGAACGAAACAAAACAAAACAGACGGGCGUUUGGAGAAUUAGUCGUAUCCGUGCUUUUCUUCUUCCUUCCUUCCUUCCUUCCCCACAGCCAUGUCCUCAGCGGCGGUCGCUGCCUCGCGCAGGCAGUCGUGCUAUCUGUGCGACCUGCCCCGCAUGCCGUGGGCGAUGAUUUGGGAUUUCACGGAGCCGGUGUGCAGAGGGUGCGUGAACUAUGAGGGCGCUGAUCGCAUCGAGUUCGUGAUCGAGACCGCGCGGCAGCUCAAGCGGGCUCACGGCUUCCAGGAAAGCAGGACGCCUGGAGCAGGCAAGUCGGCCAAGGACAUUCAGUCUGUGAACCACGCGGCUGGAGACGGGAGCUCGCGGCCGCCGCCGCCUCAAACCCUGGACCGCUACUCCAUCUCUUCGGACAGACCGCCCCGCCUCGGGCCCGAGUACCAGCCUGGAGCCAGGCAGCCGAACGGCCUCGCUGUUCCCAACGGAUUCCCCAAACCUGACGAGCCGCCGGAGCUGAACCGCCAGAGCCCCAAUAACCGCAGGGCGAGCGCGGUCCCUCCGAGCCUCGUGCCUUUGGUGAACGUUAACGGCGCUCUCGCGGUGAACACGCUCAACGGCCGGCCGCCUAUAGGGAUCCCGGGCGCGUUAACAGUCGACCACGGCGGGAAGCGAUCAGACGACUCGAAGGACAAACACCGACCGGACAGCGUGUCAGACCCGACCGAGAGUCACAAGCGCGAUGACUGGAUGAACAAAGGCAAGACGGUCCGAGACCUCAUGGCCCUGCAGACUCUGGACGGCAGGUUCAAGAAGGACCACGCAGCCAUGCAGCACCGGAUGGGAUACGAGAGCACAGCCUCGUCAAAAACAGAUCGAGGCAAGCAACCUCGUGGCCCGACGAAGAGGAAAGCGUCCCCGGAGCCUGACGGUGAGGGCGCAGGCACUAAGCUGAACGGUGACGGGUUGCCUUGGUCUUCCUGUACAUCUGAAGUGCCAAAGCUGCCUGCUGCAGCUCUGCCAGGCUACACCACCGGACCUCCUUCUACCAUCUCUCCACACCCACGCACCACGCCGCCCGAGGCCGCUUUGGCUGUGCAGAACGGCCAGUCUCCCAUGGCAGCCCUCAUUCAGGCAGCGGACAACGCUGGCAGCGCAGGCACCGGCUCGCCCAAAGACGCCAACCAGGUGCACUCCACUACAGCAAGGAGGAACAGCGGCAGCCCGCUCUCUCCUUCCUCAGCCGGCCAGAGGCGGCUCACCCAAAGGGACGUGAUGGGUGCAGGGGUGGCAGGCACGGCUGCUGCGGGCACAGGUGCUAGCCAUGUCCCAGGUGUAGUAGACCCUCAGGGUGGUCACCCACAGAGCAUUCCGGACUCGUCGGUGCCUCCUGGCAGCGUUCCCCUGUGCUGCACCUUGUGUCAUGAGCGGCUCGAGGACACACAUUUCGUGCAGUGCCCAUCAGUGCCCUCACACAAGUUCUGCUUCCCCUGCUCACGCGAGAGCAUCAAACAGCAGGGUGCCACGGGUGAAGUGUAUUGCCCCAGCGGUGAGAAAUGCCCACUGGUGGGCUCCAACGUGCCCUGGGCAUUCAUGCAAGGGGAAAUAGCGACCAUCUUGGCCGGAGACGUGAAAGUAAAAAAGGAGAGAGACCCUUGAUUUUUCCACACUAUUCUGAUUUCCUUUUUUUGUGUUACGUUUGUUUUUUGUUUUCGUUUGUUGUUUUUUUUGCUAAACAUUAAAAAACAACAAAUGACACACACACACACACACACACAUACAAUUUCAGAUGACUAUAAAUAAAUCAAAUUGCAUACCAUCCAAGCAGAAAUUAUCGGACAUGUACAUAUGGACUCAAGGGAAGUGUACACUUCAUAAACAUGGCUGUAUAAAUUUUUUUGAUUUUCCCUUUUUGAAUACAUUGUUUCUAUAUUUUUUGAAGAUGAAAAAGGUAUGUACACAUUCUAACAGACUACUUUCACCCCCCCCCACCCCCUUCAGUUGUUGUUCAACGCCAAUUAUCAGUGUACUAUUAGAACUGGUGGCAGUCCAUGUUUAAACAUAGAAUGUGACUAAAACUACUCUGAGCACUUGGCAAAACUGAAAUGCUUCUAGCUGUACUUGUAUGCACUUGUUUAAAAUUGCCAAAUACAAUUUUUGACCUUGUAAUAACA